AUGCACCGGUCGGCACGUGGGUUACUCAAACGGGACUUUGAUGCAUGGGCGUACAACAUUAGGUGGCCGCAGCGGAAGUCCUUUUUGCCGCUGCUGGGAGUCGCAAGCCUGACGGUGGAGGAUAUUAAAUUUGCGUACAAUGCUUGGUGCCUUCUGCGCCUCGCCAUGUUUUUCGGCACCGGGCACCCAAAAAUUCUGAGUCCGCUGGUGAACACCACCCCCUCAAUGGAUAUAAUGUACGGUGGGAACCGCCUUUUUUACAUGCACGCCGACGUGGGAGCGCCGCUGUCGCACCGGAAGCCCAAAGUCGCCCUCACCCCCUGCUACCCUAAUGCAUGGCCGCUGCAGAGUUUUCCGUGGCGAAGCAUUUUUUCUGCAGCGGGCAGUAGACGCACGCAAGACGAUGCAAUGGACGUUGGCGUGGAAAUUGUGCUCGGGAUGGAAAAUGGACUGUCUGCGAGCGUCGUUGCGGAGUGUGACUACUGCCUGUAUAUUCCGCAGUACGGAUCGAUUGGGUCGCUAUCGAUGAUGUCGGCCAUGGCGAUUGCUUUGCAUUCUGCAGCCAGCGCUCACAAUAACACACACACUGGUGAUGAAGAAGAAUCCCUUCCCGUUGCGUUGCGGGGCCAUAUGCCACAAAGUCACGGUGCCUCCAACGAGACGCAGCAGAAGGACCUUCCGCACGAAAAAAACCUCCUUUCGCUUUCCAACGCGGAAAUUGUGGCUCUGCUCGGGGCGAGGCGUUUGUCCUAUCCCAUGCAGCUGUCCGUUAUGGUGCACAAUGAGUUUGGUGACCGGAACAUUGGUGCAAUAAUGCGCAACGCGAAUGCGUUUAAUUGCGAGCAGAUGAUUGUGUUAAACCGACGGAAAUUUAACCGACGCGGGGCUGUCGGUACGCAGCAUCUGCUACAGACGACAUUUUACCCGGCGAUAGACGAUAUCGGUUGCCAGCAAUCGCUCGCCGGGUACACGAUUUGGCUGCUCUACCAGUACUAUCCCUACCUCAAGAUGUAUGAGGACACCAACGACGACGGCGGAGCCACUUUUAUUCGGCCCGGAAGGCCGGUCUUUCAGGCCUGGUUCCAGGGCAACCACAGACUGAAUCAGGAGCAUCCAAUGAUGGGGUGCCAUGCCUCACAUCUGAGAGGAAAAGAGGUAUACCUGGAUAACUUUGAUUCCGUGUGUUCGGCUGUUAGGGACGCCUCAAACGAGGGCUACCGUGGGAUCAUGUUGGCCGUUCCAGAGGAGGGGGCCUCGUUUCCUUGCGACAUUGUGCGGCAUGCGCAACGAAUUGCAUACGUUGUGCAUCCGGACCGUCUUGCGAGGGAGGUUCAACGUGGUCUCAACGGGGCACUUUCCUCCGCAAUUGCACUAGAGAGAUUAAGAACCGCGGUGGACUGCCUAUAG
Trypanosoma rangeli is the source of this 1407-nucleotide messenger RNA. Its product is annotated as putative SpoU type methylase. Gene Ontology annotation, cellular component: cytosol. Gene Ontology annotation, biological process: tRNA nucleoside ribose methylation. The coding region runs from base 1 to 1407 and encodes 468 amino acids. The record is from RefSeq and is a predicted model, not a curated record. NCBI's taxonomy places the organism in Eukaryota, Euglenozoa, Kinetoplastea, Trypanosomatida, Trypanosomatidae. The transcript has a single exon.